Colias croceus (clouded yellow) is the source of this 2587-nucleotide messenger RNA. Its product is annotated as endochitinase A-like. The transcript has 9 exons. NCBI's taxonomy places the organism in Eukaryota, Metazoa, Arthropoda, Insecta, Lepidoptera, Pieridae. The coding region runs from base 25 to 2520 and encodes 831 amino acids. The record is from RefSeq and is a predicted model, not a curated record.
ACUUCGAGAUCGGAACAAUCAAACAUGUACUCCAAGGUCAUAAUCUUCCUGUGCGCCGCGGGCAUCGCCUCCGCCGGCAACCUGCUGCACGCCGCUCCGCUCGCCUACAGCGCGCCCGUCUCCUCCGUCUCCUACUCAUCCCACGCUAGCCCGGUUGCCACAUACGCCGCUGCUCCCGUCGCAACUUACGCUGCUGGCCCAGUCCUCGCCAAGACCGUGGCAUACUCCAGCCCCGCCGUCGUGACUAAGACUUACGCCGCACCCGCCGUAGCAUCUUACGCCGCACCCGCGUACUCCGCGUACCACGCCGUCCCAGCAUACUCCACCUACCACACCGCUCCCGUCGCCACCAUCACCAAGUCCGUGGCUCCCGCCGUCUCCUACUCCUCCGUGUCCAGCUCCAAGACUGUGUCAUCUCCCGUUGUCGCGCACUACGCUCACGCCGCGCCCGCUGUGUACGCCGCUGCCGCUCCCGCCGUGGCUUACCACGCCUCUCCUGUAGCGACAUACCACUCCGGCCCCGCUGUAGCCCAUUACGCCGCCGCUCCCGUGGUCAAGUCCGCCAUUACUUACUCCGCCGCCCCCGCAGUCUCUCACGUCUCCUACUCCGGAUUGGGCGCAAGCUACGGAUGUUUACAAAUUUUCGACAAUGUUCAAUUUCAGGAGACAGAUUUAAUCCUAAAAGAAAGAUUAGUACAACUCGACCAAAAUAAGUUUGCACCUCGCGUCGAUUACAUCACACUGACGCUUAUGUACGCACACGCGAUCGCUUCCGAAAGUAUUCCAUUGACAACAGCGGAUCAAUUAAACAUGUACACCAAGGUCUUAAUCUUCCUGUGCGCCGCGGGCAUCGCCUCCGCCGGCAACCUGCUGCACGCCGCUCCACUCGCCUACAGCGCGCCCGUCUCGUCCGUCUCCUACACGUCCCACGCUGCCCCGGUCGCCGCAUACGCCACUGCCCCCGUCACAGCUUACGCCACUGGCCCAGUGCUCGCCAAAACAGUGGCUUACUCCAGCCCUGUCGUGACUAAGACUUACGCCGCACCCACCGUAGCAUCUUACGCCGCACCCGCAUACUCCGCGUACCACGCUGUCCCAGCCUACUCCACCUACCACACCGCUCCCGUCGCCACCAUCACCAAGUCCGUAGCUCCCGCAGUCUCCUACUCCUCCGUGUCGAGCUCCAAGACUGUGUCUGCUCCCGUUGUCGCGCACUACGAUCACGCCGCGCCUGCUGUGUACGCCGCCGCUGCUCCCGCUGUGUACGCCGCCUCUGCUCCCGCAGUGGCCAGCUACGCUGCCGCUCCCGUCGUCGCUAAGACGAUCGCUGCACCUGGUAUCGCCACUUACCACUCAGCCCCUGCCGUAGCUUACGCCGCCGCUCCAGUUGUCAAAUCUGCCAUCACUUACUCUGCGGCUCCAGCGGUUUCCCACGUCACCUACUCCGGUGUGGGCGUUAACUACGGAUGGUGCGGCGGCGGCGUAAGUCCUGGUGAUGACGGGGGCGGCAGCUGCAUAAGUCCUGGCGUAUACGGGAGCGGCGGCGGCAUAAGUUCUGACCACGGGGGCAGCGUACGCUCUUACGGGAGCGGCUACAGCCACGGGGGACGUAGCAUAAUGCGACUCAGUGGCGCACAAUGCCGAAUUAUGCUGAUGCUUAAUUGGAACGUGAAACGCACCAGCAGAAAUUAUUCCGUUCCGAAUUUUAAUACAAUAAACAUGUACGCUAAGUUGAUCGUCGCUCUUUGCGCUUUGGGCGUCGCCCACGGCAGCGGCCUGUUGGCAGCCGCCCCAGUGGCCUACAGCAGCCACGCCUACGCGCCCGCCGUGUCCUCUGUGUCGUCCUACUCCACACAGACCGCUCACGCCGCGCCCAUCGCCACCUACGCCGCCGCGCCCGCCAUCCACGCCGCCUACGCCGCCCCAGCGGUCUCCGUGCACGCCGCCCCAGCCGUCGCCGUGCACGCCGCUCCCGCCGUCGCCGUGAGCCGCACCAUCGCGCCCGCCGCCACCUCCUACUCUUCCUACUCCUCCACCACCGCACACGGCUCUCCCGUGGCAACCUACGCCGCUGCCCCCGCGUACUCCACGUACGCCGCCGCCGCUCCCGCCGUAGCCGUGCACGCCGCGCCCGCCGUCGCCGUGAGCCGCACCAUUGCCCCCGCCGUGUCGUCCUACUCUUCCUACUCCAGCCAGACCGCGCACGGCGCUAGGGCUAUCGUCGCUCCCGCCGCAUACGCCGCUCCCGUGGCCGCCUACUCCCGCACCUACGCCGCCGCCCCCGUGGCCGCCUACUCCCGCACCUACGCCGCCCCCGCCUACUCCACCUACUCCGCGGCCGCUCCCGCCUACUCCGCGUACUCCACUUACGCCGCUCCCGCGUACUCUAGCUACGCCGCCCCCGCGUACUCCACCUACGCCGCCGCCGCUCCCGUCCUCAGAUCAUCUGUGGCGUACUCUGCUGCCCCCGCCGUCUCCCACAUCUCCUACAACGCUCACGGCGCCAACUACGCUUGGUAAUUUAAGUCAUGGUGUUGUUAACUUGUUAUGUAAAUAAUUGAAAAAUAAAAAUCGUUCACAAAUCUAA